UUCUUGCUUCACAAUUCUACCAAUUUCUAGACCAGCCAGUACACAGAAGCAUUCACAAGAAAAAAGAUGAAAGUUUGGAUUCUUUUGUUCAGUUUGUUGGCGACAACGUUCGCCUACAGAAUAACAGUGGAAGAUGAAAGCGAACUUUGUGAUGAAGGCACCGAAAUGGGUGACGAUGGGGGAUUCGAUGACAUGGAUGACGGUGGAGGUUUUGAUGAUGAUUCAGAUACUACCGUAGCAGACGUAACAGAUUCCCUACGUAUACUAGCCGAUAUCUUUACUGAAUUGAAGAAAACUGAAGAAGCGAAAGUAAUAACACAGGCUGCAGAUACCAUUGAUGCUGUUGUUAAAGAAGGUGACAAAGAACUUGAAGACAAAUUGAACAAAGAACUAAAAGCAGCAGAGGAAGAAAGUAAGACAGAACUGGAUAGCGAAAGCAAGGCCUUGGACGAGGAGCUAAAUAAGGCAAAGGCUGAAAUGCAAAAGGCGGACAAUUAAGUCAACCCA
This is a messenger RNA of Gigantopelta aegis, 507 nucleotides long. RefSeq lists its product as uncharacterized. The transcript is spliced from 3 exons. The record is from RefSeq and is a predicted model, not a curated record. NCBI's taxonomy places the organism in Eukaryota, Metazoa, Mollusca, Gastropoda, Neomphalida, Peltospiridae. The coding region runs from base 67 to 498 and encodes 143 amino acids.